Messenger RNA from Chanos chanos (milkfish), 1154 nucleotides. It is a transcript of the gene b4galt6, whose product is annotated as UDP-Gal:betaGlcNAc beta 1,4- galactosyltransferase, polypeptide 6. Gene Ontology annotation, biological process: carbohydrate metabolic process; glycosphingolipid biosynthetic process. Gene Ontology annotation, cellular component: Golgi apparatus. The record is from RefSeq and is a predicted model, not a curated record. The transcript is spliced from 9 exons. Gene Ontology annotation, molecular function: UDP-galactose:glucosylceramide beta-1,4-galactosyltransferase activity. NCBI's taxonomy places the organism in Eukaryota, Metazoa, Chordata, Actinopteri, Gonorynchiformes, Chanidae. Bases 1 to 1137 code for a protein of 378 amino acids.
AUGUUGAACUGGAGGUGGCUGCUGCGGGUUUCUAACCGCUCCUUCUUGGCCUUCAUUUUUUUCUUUUCAAUGUCUACGACCUGUCUCUACUUCAUUUAUGUGGCCCCAGGAAUAGUCAAUACAUAUUUCUUCAUGGUCCAAGCCCAGGGGAUGAUGUUACGGGACAACGUGAGAAAUGCCAUCAGGUUGUACACCAAUAAGAACAGCACGCUGAAUGGAACAGAUUACCCCGAUGGCAAUAACUCGAGUGAGUUUGUUGCUCAGCCAACCACAUACCUCCCUGAGAACUUCACCUACGCCCAGAACCUGCCCUGUCCCGAACGCUUGCCUUCUAUGAAGGGUUCUAUGGAGGUGAACAUGACAGAAGUGCCCAUGGAGGAGAUGGAGCUGAGGUUGAAACAUCUGGAUAUUGAGUUUGGGGGCCAGUGGGCACCUCAGGAUUGUAAACCACGCUGGAAGGUGGCUAUUUUAAUACCGUUUAGAAACCGACAUGAGCAUCUGCCCAUUCUGUUCCAGCAUCUCGCUCCGAUGCUCCAGCGCCAGCGCCUCCAGUUUGGGUUUUAUGUCAUAGAGCAGACGGGGACCCAGCCCUUUAAUCGGGCCAUGCUGUUUAAUGUGGGGUUUAAGGAGGCCAUGAGAGACCAGCCGUGGGACUGCCUCAUCUUUCACGACGUCGACCACAUCCCCGAAAACGACCGCAACUACUACGGCUGUGGGCAGAUGCCUCGCCAUUUUGCCGCCAAACUCGACAAGUAUAUGUACAUUCUGCCCUACAGUGAGUUUUUCGGUGGGGUGAGUGGACUCACGGUGGAACAGUUCCGUAAGAUUAACGGCUUUCCCAAUGCAUUCUGGGGCUGGGGAGGGGAGGACGACGACCUCUGGAACAGGGUGCACUAUGCUGGCUUUAACGUGACCAGACCUGAAGGAGAAAUCGGCAAAUACAAGUCCAUCCCUCACCACCACCGAGGAGAAGUGCAGUUUCUGGGCAGGUACAAGUUGCUGAGGUAUUCGAAGGAGAGGCAGCAUCUGGACGGCUUGAAUAAUCUGAAGUAUACAGCGGAGAUCUCCAUGAGCAGUCUGUACAAGAACAUCACAGUCAACCUCCACCCGGAGCUCGCCCCCAUCGCCGAAUACUGACCCCCCCCCCCCGUCUC